Messenger RNA from Cyclopterus lumpus (lumpfish), 4034 nucleotides. RefSeq names its product fragile X mental retardation, autosomal homolog 1 (gene fxr1). Gene Ontology annotation, molecular function: translation regulator activity; protein homodimerization activity; mRNA 3'-UTR binding. The coding region runs from base 105 to 2441 and encodes 778 amino acids. Gene Ontology annotation, biological process: positive regulation of translation; negative regulation of translation; regulation of dendritic spine development. NCBI's taxonomy places the organism in Eukaryota, Metazoa, Chordata, Actinopteri, Perciformes, Cyclopteridae. Gene Ontology annotation, cellular component: axon; growth cone; postsynaptic density. The transcript is spliced from 19 exons. The record is from RefSeq and is a predicted model, not a curated record.
UUGAAGGCUUCAGUUUAAUGAAUUAUCGGUAGUAGGAAACACAAUUAAUCUUCUUACGGAUCUAAUGUUUGUAUUUCGAGGCAAGCAAUAAGCCUCCAACCGUCAUGGAGCAGUUACCUCUCCAGCCUUCACACUGCUGCCCCGAUGCCUCGAGGAGCACCUGUCGUCCCGGCAUCCUUUGCGUGUCCAAUAUGGAAGAACUGGUGGUGGAGGUCCGUGGCUCCAACGGGGCUUAUUACAAGGGCGUUGUCAAAGAUAUCCACGAUGACUCUCUCACCAUUGCCUUUGAGAACAAUUGGCAGCCAGAGCGCCAGGUGCCCUUCAAUGAUGUCAGGAUGCCACCGCCCGCUGAUGGCAAGAAGGACAUUGGAGAGGAUGAGGAGGUGGAGAUCCUCUCCAAAGCCAAUGAUCAGGAGCCAUGUGGUUGGUGGCUCGCUAAAGUCCGCAUGAUGAAGGGAGCUUUCUAUGUGAUAGAGUAUGCAGCCUGCGACGCCACCUACAAUGAGAUAGUGACCUUUGAGCGUCUGCGUCCAGUCAACCCUAACAAGGCCAUCACCAAGAACUCCUUUCACAAGUGCACUGUCCCUGUUCCUCAAGAUCUACAAGAAGCGUGCCAGAGUGAGAAUGCCCAUAAAGAGUUUAAGAAAGCCGUGGGAGCCUGUCGCAUCUCAUACUGCCCUGAGACAAGCCAACUACUGAUUGUGUCCACCAAUGAGGCGACCGUGAAGCGUGUUUCUUUGCUGAGUGACAUGCACCUGCGCAGCAUCAGGACCAAGCUGCUGCUAAUGUCACGCAACCAUGAGGCCACAAAACACCUGGAGAGCUCCAGGCAGCUGGUGUCGUCCUUCCAGGAGGAGUUUAUGGUGAGAACCGAUCUGAUGGGCCUGGCCAUCGGCAGCCACGGCAACAACAUUCAGCAAGCACGGAAAGUUCCAGGUGUCACUGCUAUUGACCUUGAUGAAGAGACUGGCACCUUCAGGAUUUAUGGAGAGACAGCGGAGGCAGUGAAGAAGGCCAGGAACUACCUGGAGUUUUUGGAGGACUCUGUUGAGGUGCCCAGGGCCCUCGUUGGCAAAGUAAUCGGUAAGAACGGUAAGGUCAUCCAGGAGAUUGUGGACAAGUCCGGUGUCGUGAGGGUCAGGAUAGAAGGAGACAAAGACAACAAGCAGCCCCGACAGGAAUUGACACAGGGGAUGGUCCCCUUCACCUUCGUCGGUACGAAGGAGAGUAUUGGCAAUGUUCAGGUCUUGUUGGAGUACCACAUCUCUUACCUUAAUGACAUGAUGGAGCUUCUUGCAGAAGGCCAGCAGCUCGAGGAAGAGCUGAGGCAGAUUGUGGAUUAUACACAGGGAAGCAGCCUAGCGAGAUUCAGAAUAUGCAACACAAGGCACACUGGAUGUGAUGUAGAUGAAGUUGAGGAGCUUCGUCUGGAGAGAAUGCAGAUUGAUGAACAGUUGCGUCAGAUCACCCAGGUCCAUCGCUCAGGUGACAGAGAGAGAGGAGAGAGAGGGGAAAGAGGAGCAGGAGGAGGAGGAGAACGAGGAGCAGGAGGAGGAGGAGGAGGAGGGGAAAGAGGAGGGUAUAACACAGAUGGCAGUGCCAAUGCCGCCUCCUCCUCUUUACAUGGCAGUCGCUCCUACAACGGUCGGGGGCGUGGGCGCAGAGGCCAUGGCUACAGCACUGGAUAUGGUACCAACUCGGAGCAGUCCAACGCCUCUGAGACGGAUUCAGAGCGCAGGGAUGAGCUCAGUGAUUGGUCCCUUGCUGGAGAAGACCAGGACAGGGAGCGCGAGAGAGGCUCACGACCACAAAGAGAUGCCCGCAGGAGGCCUGGACCCGGCAGAGGGCGAGGAGGGCCUGGAGGACGGGGGAGAGGAGGAAGAGGAGGAGGAGGAUACAGCAACAACUCUGCAGGGCCUCGGGACCAUGAGGACAACCAGGCCUACGGUGCCACGGAGACCGACCAGACAGCUGAUACAGAUGCCAGCGAGUCCAACUUGCCUGCAAACCGACGCAGAAGAUCUCGACGGCGCAGAACCGACGAAGACGCCACACUGAUGGAUGGCAUGAGCGAGUCGGACAACGCCUCAAUGAGUGAAAAUGGAGUCGAUGACGCAGAAGCUAAACCUCAGCGUCGUAACCGUAGUCGACGUCGACACAUUCGCCUGCCUGAGGAGAGGCAGCCAGUGACGGUGGCUGACUACAUCUCCCGGGCUGAUUCUCAGAGCAGACAGAUGCCGACCACGAAGGACUCCAAGAAAAACAAGGAUGUGGGUCAGGUGGACGCCAUCGCUGAGGACAGCCCACCAUCUGCGCCGGCAACCACCAACGGCUCAAACAAUGAUGCCGACACGGAGAGCAGCAAUGCCACCGGAGCUCCCGCCAAAGUCUCCUACCAGGGGGACUCUAACCCACAACCUGUUGUUAAUGGACUCUCCUAGUCAGACAUGAGCAAAGGAAAUGGUUUCAAAUAUUAAAAAUUCUUUGGCUGCACUUGAUUUAAUCUCCCUGUCUCUGGGGCAGCCUUGAAAUUGAAACAUUUAAAUGCAACAAGCACUGUUCUUCUUUUACUUUACAAGUAUUUGAAACCUGUUUCACUGCGCAAGUUUUAGACAUCUGAACCUUAACCUCCACUUUACACACGUGUUAUGUCCAACUAUUCAAUUUACUAAAGUUUUUUUUUUUUUACAAAAGUUCUUCCUGUAUGAGCUUGCCAAAGAUAGCCAAACACACAGACUUACAGACAUCUACUGAACUGUACGUUUCGGUCCACUCUUCAUUGAGAGCUCAGGGAGAGGUCGGACUGAAUGCAGUACGUGCAGACAGGGAAUCAACUCAAACCCAAACUUUUUUAUCAGUAAAAAAGAAAUACUAUCAUAGCAGGAUUUUAGAUCAGAAACAUGUCUGCCUUUUACAAAGGUGGACUCGGAAAGAUGCUUCCACAACCUUUUUCAGGAUGUUUUGUGCAUCUGAAGUAGUUUGUACAUUCAAUAUUCUGCAUGAGCAGUACCACAGUGCAGAUCGGUUUGUUGGAAACCCAAGUAUGUUUGACAUACAUGUGAUCAUCUGUUGUGCCUUGAGAGUAGAUUCAACAUGUUGUUGCCUGGCUCUGCACACCAUCUGGAAUUGUUUCACUUGUUUCUGUGUUACACGGUCACCCUCAGAUGAGCUGUCUCCUUGUGCUUAAUGUGCCCUCAUGGCACUGUAGGCAGGUGCAGACAAACACUGAAAGGAUUUCAGAGGCAUAUCUUUUUAAAAUCAGGUGUGUCUAUUCUUAAUGUUUGCGGGGAGAAUGAGUCCAGUUAUCCUUUAUAUAUCUAUAUCUCUCUCUGUUGAGGAGUUUGACAUUAGCUGCUUUCUGUUUUUUCAAUAUGCAACCACUUUGGUCAUACAAGAAAUGUUAUUACAGCGUGUCUGGAAAAGAAACAAACAAGAGGAUUUUUUUUUUUUUAUUGCACUGAAACAUAACCUUUUUCCGUUUAAAAGUUGUAGUCGAGUCUGGAAAGAGAUGUAGCCAUCAAGUGUUGGGUUUCCUGGAAACAUCUCGUUGCUAAACAAAGCAGGGCACUUUCAUCGAAUAUACAACAUGGGGGAUAAGUGCUUUUUAUUUUUUCUUCCAGAAUUCUAGCGCAUUUAAAAGUUAGUCAAUGCUUGGUUGAGAUGUUUCUGGAAAACCAAGCCCAGGUGACGAUGAUGUCAUUUUCAUGGUUCUUCCACAGACUGGCUGGCUGGAAACUAGUCACGACUGUUCCACUAAGGAAGGAGAUUUAUUUGGUUUAUUUAUUUAAAAAAUGUACAGUAUUUAAAAAGAAAAGAAAAAGGCUAAAACAAGAGAAGCUCUUUUUCUUGACACUAAAACAUGCGUUGGAAAAAUUGGACUACUGAGAGUUGUGACAUCCAAGUGUUUUUGUUGGGUCUACUACAGUAUGGUUUUUUUUUUUUUAAAGAUCAUUCUGGUUGGUUGAUGUGCAAUAUGUUUUGUAUGCAGGUAGUUCUUAAAUAAACUUGAUCUUCCAUGUAGAUCUAAAACUAAA